Messenger RNA from Oncorhynchus keta (chum salmon), 1382 nucleotides. RefSeq lists its product as uncharacterized. Bases 172 to 1086 code for a protein of 304 amino acids. Gene Ontology annotation, cellular component: cytoplasm. The record is from RefSeq and is a predicted model, not a curated record. NCBI's taxonomy places the organism in Eukaryota, Metazoa, Chordata, Actinopteri, Salmoniformes, Salmonidae. The transcript is spliced from 4 exons. Gene Ontology annotation, molecular function: NAD+ poly-ADP-ribosyltransferase activity.
UCGCCACUGCAAGACAAGACCAGGAAACGAAACCUAAAUAGGUAAGAUUGGCCUGCAGUCAGGAAUUGAAACCUAAGCGCUAGGUUUCCUAAGCAAACGGAGUAUUCCUGCAUUUGUCUUGCAGCAGCAGCUCAUUUCAGCAGAGGUGUAUUUAACAGCAGUUUGGUUACUAUGGAUGUUAACCCUGAUUCCCCAUACUACAUCAACUUGCUUGACAGCAAGACUCAUCCUGAAGAUCACAGAGAAUAUGUGAUGUUUCAUGGCUGCUCAAAAGAGGGCGCAGAGUUAAUUAAGAGGGACGGCUUCAAACCAUCAAGAGCCGAUAUCAGCAUGCUUGGUGCUGGUGUUUAUGUUAGUCGGGACAUCCGAAAAGCCUGUAAAUACCCUCUUGAUGUUCCUGACUCUGAGAAAAGAGUACUAAAAGUCAGAGUGGAUGUCGGCAGGGUUAAGGUCAUAGACAGGCAGAACCACCCCAUGCAGAAGACCUGGCACACUGUGCAUCUUUUUGACACUGCCUGGGUUCCUCCUAAUGUUGGCAUGGUGGCGAGCAACCAACAGGAGAACUGUGUCUACGACCCAAAGAGAAUCAAAGUCAUCGAGGUCAUGAAGGUUACCGAAGAGAACUUAUCUCAGUAUGAUCAUCUUCAGAGUGGAGUCAUCCCUGAGGACAGCCACGUCUAUGUGAUGUACCAUGGAACAUCAAAACAGGCUGCAGUAGAAAUACAGAGAAAUGGCUUCACACCAUCUAGAGUUGGCAUGCUUGGUGCAGGUGUCUACCUCAGUCGAGACAUCCGAAAAGUCAUUAGAUACCCCCUUGGUUCUUCUGACUCAAACAGGAUGGUUCUGAAAGUGAAGGUGAAUGUUGGCAGAGUUAAAGUCAUCAACAAACAGGGUCAUGACAACCAAUACAACUGGCACACUCAUGGUUUUGACACUGCCUGGGUUCCACCUGGUGUUGGCAUGGUACCAAGCAACCAAGAGGAGGACUGUGUCUACGACCCAAAGAGAAUCAAAGUGAUGGCAUUGCUGGAUGUCGCCAACUUAAAAAAGGUAAACCCAUGGUUAAACAUUGUGUCGUGGAACUGAUGAACUCGAACUCUGCAUUCAGUGGGAGCAUCCAGCAUCACCUCAUGGUCAUCAGAAGAGGAUGGUUAGAAUCAGACGGUCCCACGUGAUACAGCUCAUAGGAAGUAGAAGCUGAUGAUUUGACAUGGCAAUCUAUAUGCAAUCAAUCAUAUAACCUUAUCAUAUCAAAUAUUUUCGAAAUAUAAUCAAUCAUAUUUAGUUGAUGUCAAUAAUACAUGUGUAUCAAUGAUCAUAUGUUUUUUAAAAAAAGGGGGUUUUCUUCCUGAUAUACAUCUCAAAUAAAUAUGUAAAAGUUC